Messenger RNA from Micromonas pusilla CCMP1545, 1125 nucleotides. RefSeq lists its product as uncharacterized. The record is from RefSeq and is a predicted model, not a curated record. NCBI's taxonomy places the organism in Eukaryota, Viridiplantae, Chlorophyta, Mamiellophyceae, Mamiellales, Mamiellaceae. The transcript has a single exon. Bases 1 to 1125 code for a protein of 374 amino acids.
AUGGCGCCUCCCGCGAAGAACGCCCACGCCCCCGCGACGUCCACCACGGACGACGUGCAGACGCUCCGGCGGCUCACGCGCGAGGCGUUCGGGGAGAUCACGUCGCUGAGAGACCGUCUCGGGGAUCUGGAGAGAUCCGUCGCGACGGACCGAGCGUCCAGGGUGACGGACGCGGCGCGCGUGGACGCGCGGGUCACGAUGGGCGGCGUCGCUCUCGGGGACCACCGCGCCGCCGCCGCCGCCGACGUCGACGUCGCGCCGCGCGCGGUGACGACGAUCGACGCGCCGCUCCCGGGAGGGGAUUCGCUCGUCGUCCGUCUCGCGUCGUCGUCGUCGUCGUCGUCGUCGUCGGACGCCGACCCGACGACGGUCGCGCUCGAGAAGGUGAUGUACCGCCACAGGAUCGGCUCGCGCGGGUGGCUGCGGAUCUCCCCGAUCGGAGGCGAAGGCCAAGACGCGGCGGCGACGCUGAACCCGCUGUCCAAGGGCGGCGCGCUGACCUCGUUCGGCGCGAGGGGGCCGUCGACGCUGUCGCGAUGCGAGGGCGCCGCCGCGUGCGCUUCGUACGACUUCGGCGACGGGCUCUUCGGCGUCAGCGGCGGCGUGUUCGAUCGCGACGGCGUCGAAGGCGACGACGGCGACAGCGGCAGCGAGAACGGCGAGAGCGGCGGCGGGAAGACGAAGACGAAGACGCGGACGCGGCGGGCGUUGCUCCAGGCGACGGCGCGACCGGGGACGCGCGCCGCCGUCUCGCUCGCCGCCGCCGCGUCCUCGCCUUCGCCUUCGCCGUCGUCGUCGUCGUUCGAGCUCGGGGUGAACGGCCUGUUCGCGGUCGGGGACGAGACGUUAGUCGCCGCGUGGGCGUCGAGCGGCGGCGGCGAUUGGGGCGUCGCCGCGACGAGACCGCCCGGGGAGGACGGCGGCUCGCCCGGGUGGGGCGUCGCGUUCGGCGUUGCGGACGAGGGCUCGGAUCGCGCGAAGUCGGAUCUGCGGUGCGAGGCGUUCGCGAGGUUGGGAGGAGAGAGUCGACGGGUGACCCCCGGGGUCGUCGCGCGGAGGGAUGGGGUCACGGGGAAGUGGUGCGCGUCGUUCGCGUGCAAGGUGGAUCUUCUGUACUCCUCGUGA